AUCCCGCCCGUCCGAACUAGAGUGUAGCCCUCGGAAGGGGUGAUGGGAUAGGCUGGGGCGGAAAAGGGAGGAGCUUAGGCGACUGCAGCCAGAGGGAUGGAGGGUAGACGAAAAGGAGGACUUCCCAGGUGGAGUAGGAUGGAAGAGGUUGGAGGAAAGAAGUGUUAAGAUAGAUGCCAUAGGUAGGAGGAAGGAAAGACGACCCUUUGGGCUCCCUCGUGAAAUCCGUCUCCAUCAACACGAAAGGGAGGGACAUGGUGGGGUGGGGGGACCCAAGCAUAUUCUCCUGAGACCUAGGAGGUGUCACUAACUUUGGAACCACCUGAAUUUUCACAGUAGGGCCCUCCCCUCCCUUCCGCAAAUUCACUGCCUCCCUUUUAGGGCCUCUGAGAUCUUCCUGAACCUCUCUCUGCCCUUGUUCCUUCCUGAGACCAUGUGCUCAGGGUAGACGCACUGGAUUCUUCCCAGCCUGAGCGGAAGUGUAGGAAUUCUCAUGCCCCCCCCCCACACACCUACUUCCCUAGCCCUAGGUCGAGGAAUCCCAGCUCCCCGCUCAGCCCUCUGGCUCCUGGCCCCCCCACUGUUGCGAUGGGCACCCCCUCUCCUCACCGUGCUGCACAGUGACCUCUUCCAGGCCUUGCUGGACAUUCUGGACUAUUAUGAGGCAUCCAUCUCGGAGAGCCAGAAAUACCGCUACCAAGAUGAAGACACGCCCCCUCUGGAGCACAGCCCGGCCCACCUCCCCAACCAGGUAAACGCCCCCGAGCUGGUGCACGUGGCGGAGAGGAACUUGUCCCACCUCGAGGCCGUCCACGGGGUCGUGGGCCACGCCCACCUCUCCCCCCUCAAGGCCAAUUCUCCUCCUGUGAUUGUCAACACAGACACCCUAGAAGCCCCGGGAUAUGUGAACGGGACGGAGGGGGAGAUGGAAUACGAGGAAAUCACGUUGGAAAGGGGCAACUCAGGUCUGGGCUUCAGUAUUGCGGGUGGCACCGACAACCCGCACAUUGGAGACGACCCAUCCAUCUUCAUCACCAAGAUCAUUCCUGGCGGGGCUGCGGCCCAGGAUGGUCGCCUCAGGGUCAACGAUAGCAUCUUGUUUGUAAAUGAAGUGGACGUGCGGGAGGUGACCCACUCGGCUGCAGUGGAGGCCCUCAAGGAGGCGGGCUCCAUUGUCCGCCUCUAUGUCAUGCGCCGGAAGCCCCCAGCUGAGAAGCUCAUGGAGAUCAAGCUCAUCAAGGGCCCUAAAGGUCUUGGCUUCAGCAUCGCUGGGGGUGUCGGGAACCAGCACAUCCCCGGAGAUAACAGCAUCUACGUGACGAAGAUCAUCGAAGGGGGUGCCGCCCACAAGGACGGGAGGCUGCAGAUCGGGGACAAGAUUCUAGCGGUCAACAGCGUGGGGCUGGAGGACGUCAUGCACGAGGAUGCCGUGGCAGCCCUGAAGAACACGUAUGACGUGGUCUACCUGAAGGUGGCCAAGCCCAGCAAUGCCUACCUGAGUGACAGCUAUGCUCCCCCAGACAUCACGACCUCUUACUCCCAGCACCUGGACAACGAGAUUAGCCACAGCAGUUACCUGGGAACCGACUACCCCACAGCCAUGACCCCGACUUCCCCUCGGCGCUACUCCCCGGUGGCCAAGGACCUCCUGGGGGAGGAAGACAUCCCCCGGGAACCACGGCGAAUCGUCAUCCACAGGGGCUCCACGGGCCUGGGUUUCAACAUCGUGGGUGGCGAGGACGGCGAGGGCAUCUUCAUCUCCUUCAUCCUGGCUGGCGGCCCUGCAGACCUCAGCGGGGAGCUGCGGAAGGGGGACCAGAUCCUCUCGGUGAACGGUGUGGACCUGCGCAGCGCCAGCCACGAGCAAGCUGCUAUUGCCUUGAAGAACGCGGGGCAGACGGUCACCAUCAUCGCACAGUAUAAACCGGAAGAGUACAGCCGAUUCGAGGCCAAGAUCCACGACCUUCGGGAACAGCUCAUGAACAGCAGCCUGGGCUCAGGGACUGCGUCCCUGCGGAGCAACCCCAAACGGGGUUUCUACAUCAGGGCCCUGUUUGACUAUGACAAGACCAAGGACUGCGGCUUCCUAAGCCAGGCCCUGAGCUUCCGUUUCGGGGACGUGCUGCAUGUGAUCGAUGCCAGUGACGAGGAGUGGUGGCAGGCGCGGCGGGUCCACCCCGACAGCGAGACCGAUGACAUCGGCUUCAUCCCCAGCAAACGGCGGGUUGAACGGCGGGAGUGGUCAAGGUUAAAGGCCAAGGACUGGGGUUCCGGCUCUGGAUCACAGGGUCGAGAAGACUCCGUUCUGAGCUACGAGACGGUGACACAGAUGGAAGUGCACUACGCUCGCCCCAUCAUCAUCCUUGGGCCCACCAAGGACCGAGCCAACGAUGACCUGCUCUCCGAGUUCCCCGACAAGUUCGGAUCCUGUGUUCCCCAUACGACGCGGCCCAAGCGGGAGUAUGAGAUAGAUGGCCGGGACUACCACUUUGUGUCCUCCCGGGAGAAAAUGGAGAAGGACAUCCAGGCGCACAAGUUCAUUGAGGCCGGCCAGUACAACAGCCACCUCUACGGGACGAGCGUCCAGUCCGUGCGGGAGGUGGCCGAGCAGGGGAAGCACUGCAUCCUCGAUGUCUCGGCCAAUGCCGUGCGGCGGCUGCAGGCGGCCCACCUGCACCCUAUCGCCAUCUUCAUCCGCCCCCGCUCCCUGGAGAAUGUGCUAGAGGUCAAUAAGCGGAUCACAGAGGAACAAGCCCGCAAAGCCUUCGACAGAGCCACCAAGCUGGAGCAGGAAUUCACAGAAUGCUUCUCAGCCAUCGUGGAGGGCGACAGCUUUGAGGAGAUCUACCACAAGGUGAAGCGUGUCAUCGAGGACCUCUCAGGCCCCUACAUCUGGGUCCCGGCCCGAGAGAGACUCUGACUCCUGCCCUGGCGUGGCCUGGACUCGCCCCGCCUCCCUCACGCGGGCCCCUUGGUCUGGACUGAAUUGCCCGAGCCCUUUGCGCCCCCUAGCCUCCCUCCCGUCCCUUCUUAUUUAUUUCCUUUCUAACUGGAUCCAGCCCUGGAGGGGGGACACUCCCCUGCAUGUAUCCCCGCACCCCAGAACUGGGCUCCGGAACCCCAGGAACCUGGGGUCUGGGGGGGGAGCCGGGCUCCUGGUCCCGAGCCCGUGCUCCUGAGGACCCGAGUCCCUGCCCGCCCCCAACGCACACACAAGCCCAGCGGGGGCCGCCUGCCCUCCCCCCCCCCACACAUUCCAGAAGUCAGGGCCCCCUCAAGGAGCACCCCACUGCAGGGACGCAGGGCCACAGGCCUCCUCUGUCUCCUGAGGCAAGGCCUGGGGCCCCCCUGCCCCCGUCAGAACUCCCCAGGUCCCUUGGUUUAGCAUUUAUUUUUUCCCAUUUUUUUUUCUUCUCAAAGGUGGUUUUUUGGGGGGAUAAGUGGGGGGACCCUACUGUGGGCCCCCUGCCUUCCACAGGCACCCCACCUUUUUUCUUUGCCGGUUUGCAUGAGUGGAAGGUCUAACUGUGGCUUUUUUUUUUUUUUCCUGGGAUUUAUUUUUCAUUUUAUUU
This is a messenger RNA of Ailuropoda melanoleuca (giant panda), 3572 nucleotides long. It is a transcript of the gene DLG4, whose product is annotated as discs large MAGUK scaffold protein 4. The transcript is spliced from 22 exons. Bases 494 to 2920 code for a protein of 808 amino acids. Gene Ontology annotation, molecular function: protein kinase binding; ionotropic glutamate receptor binding. Gene Ontology annotation, cellular component: neuron projection; postsynaptic density membrane; neuromuscular junction. NCBI's taxonomy places the organism in Eukaryota, Metazoa, Chordata, Mammalia, Carnivora, Ursidae. Gene Ontology annotation, biological process: postsynaptic neurotransmitter receptor diffusion trapping; AMPA glutamate receptor clustering; cell-cell adhesion. The record is from RefSeq and is a predicted model, not a curated record.